AUGUGGACAGAUUACAACGUCACCGAAACGACUGCACCUGAGUUGGUCCAUUACGACAAUAUCUACCGCAGCCGUACCUACCAGGCGGCAUGGGCUCACGUCGGCAUCGCUGUCGUGUUCGUUGCCCUGCGCAUCUGGUACCGCAGCUGGGGCCCGCGAAAACUAUGGGUGGACGACUCGUAUCUGGUGCUUGCUCUGGCAUGUCUCGUGGCGAAUGCUGUCAUGGUAACCGAGUGGGUGCAGCUUAGCUGGGACGAGAAUGCCCCUCCCUACGACGUCGUCUUGACAGGCAGCCUGAUGGGCACCUUCAACUCGAUGUCUUUGGCAUUCGGCAAGACCUCGCUGGCGCUCACGCUUAUCCGGCUCACCGACGGAUGGUGGAGGACCUGUCUCUGGUACAUCAUUCUCCUGAUGAACAUGCUGUACCUCAUCCAGGCCAUAAGCUUCUGGUUGCGCGACUGCAAGAACCAGAUCCCCGAGCCUCUCCGACUUCCCGCCACCGAUUGCAUGCAGUUCAACGUCGUCAAGUUCGCCCGGAUCAUCAUCCAAGCUGCCUCCUGCGCGACUGAUGCAUUCUUCUCCGUGGUCCCUUGGAAGAUCGUGCAGGGACUCGACCUCAGACGCUACGAGAAGAUUGGCCUCGCUGUUGCAAUGAGUCUCGGAGUAAUGUCCCUUGCUUCCGGUCUUAUGCGGAUCGUGGACUUGGUGCGACUUACCGCAGGCCCCGGGGCGUUAACACCAUUCUACAUCGUCGUGUCCUUCGUAUGGAACCUGGUCGAACCAGCUGAUACAAUCUUCGCCUGCUGCAUGCCCGUGCUCCGCAAGAUCAUCGUCGACAUGCUCCAGUGGAAGCCGAACAACCAUUUCGCGGCCUGGCUGGCCAACAGACGACGCAACGAACGAGCCGCCGCCCAAUCCCCCUCCGGAAACGUCCUUCUUGGGGGAAGUGGAAAUCGGGAGGAGAGCCCGCCGACUUCGGGAUACACCUCGACGUCCGGACAAUCUGUCUUGGUGAACGGUGAAGAGGUCCCGAUUGCGGACCUGGAGAAGCGAUAUAUUGGACUGCCGAGAGUGGCUUGA
This is a messenger RNA of Anthostomella pinea, 1080 nucleotides long. NCBI's taxonomy places the organism in Eukaryota, Fungi, Ascomycota, Sordariomycetes, Xylariales, Xylariaceae. The record is from the annotation of a GenBank genome assembly.